AUGGUUAACUAUUGUUGUGUGUACGGAUGUGGUAGGAACAGCAAAACCAGUAAACAUCUGUAUUACUACGGUUUACCAAAGGAGAGGAACCGGUUACUACAAUGGCUUGAAGCUAUAGGCCGCACAGACUUGCUCGAAAGAGACCAUAAGAAGCUGACACACAGAGUUUGUUCCCGCCAUUUCUCUCCCUCAAAUAUCAAAAACAAACAUCUAUGUGCUGAUGCUGUACCUACUUUAUGCCUCUCUAAUUAUACAAAUGAUGGAUCAAAUGAGUCUGAAACUCAGACAGCACAUGACAACAUAGUAUGCAACAGCUGCAACAAGUCCAUCCUUGGUUUCCGAUAUAAAUGCAUCACCUGUCCUGAUUACGAUCUCUGCUCCAAGUGUGAGAUGCUGGAAGCACAUGACCAGCAUUACUUGUUGAGGAUACCCAAGCCUGUUAAUUUUGCAGUAGCAGAUAAUCUAAUAAAAAAAUGGCGAAAGCUAAUCAAAAAAGAGAACAAUAAAUCUGGCAUAAAGACCGACAUAGAUUGCACUAGUAGCGAUGAUGAUGUACCCAUAACGAAAUAUGUGAAAAACUAUGACAGUGGAAUUGAGUUGACGGAAGAAGAAAAAUCAAAAAUCCGAGAUGAAGUUACUAGAGUACUAAAUAUUAAGAAUAUACACACAGAAGAUUUAGCCAAAGGCAAGCAGAAAGCGCUAAAAAGAAAAUUGCCACAGAAGAAGAGAAGAGAUAAGGAGUUUAAGGAAUUGGUUGAGAUUUGUGUUGGGGCAGAAGAAAUGGCUACUGUGUCUACGGUACCAGAAGUCUUCUUUGCAGAUGUCAAUGACAUUGCAACCAAUCAGAAUUUGGAUGUGAAAGAGGAAAUUGCUAAUACUCUUACGCCUUUAGUUGCAGAAACAGAUUCUCAAAUUGAACACAGUAUAAAGCUGAAUGAUGAACUGUCGGAGUUUCUGAUAGGAGUCAAGUAUCCUGGAACUUAA
Messenger RNA from Spodoptera littoralis (African cotton leafworm), 984 nucleotides. The record is from the annotation of a GenBank genome assembly. Lineage: Eukaryota; Metazoa; Arthropoda; Insecta; Lepidoptera; Noctuidae.